This is a messenger RNA of Nannospalax galili (Upper Galilee mountains blind mole rat), 1235 nucleotides long. It is a transcript of the gene Rbm3, whose product is annotated as RNA binding motif protein 3. The record is from RefSeq and is a predicted model, not a curated record. Gene Ontology annotation, cellular component: spliceosomal complex. Gene Ontology annotation, molecular function: ribosomal large subunit binding; RNA binding. The transcript has 7 exons. Lineage: Eukaryota; Metazoa; Chordata; Mammalia; Rodentia; Spalacidae. Bases 160 to 630 code for a protein of 156 amino acids. Gene Ontology annotation, biological process: regulation of translation; positive regulation of mRNA splicing, via spliceosome.
ACGCCGGCGUCUGCUGGGGGACGUUCUGUGACGUGUCUUUUACGUAGGCUUUAUCAGGCGUCUUCCCGGGAGGCAGCCUCCCUGUUCUCCCUGCUCCUUAAAGCCUGCUGUUCCUCCGGCUAUUGGGAUUCUUGAUUUCCGGAACUUGAAUUUUCAGCCAUGUCUUCAGAAGAAGGAAAGCUCUUUGUGGGAGGGCUCAACUUCAACACUGAUGAGCAGGCACUUGAAGACCACUUCAGCAGCUUUGGGCCUAUUUCUGAGGUGGUUGUUGUCAAGGACCGGGAGACUCAGCGAUCCCGGGGUUUUGGCUUCAUUACCUUCACCAACCCAGAGCAUGCCUCAGAUGCCAUGAGAGCCAUGAAUGGAGAGUCCCUGGAUGGGCGCCAGAUCCGUGUGGACCAUGCAGGCAAGUCUGCCAGGGGUACCAGAGGUGGUGCCUUUGGGGCCCAUGGGCGUGGUCGCAGCUACUCUAGAGGUGGUGGGGACCAGGGCUAUGGAAGUGGCAGAUAUGACAGUCGACCUGGAGGAUAUGGGUAUGGAUAUGGACGGUCCAGAGACUAUGGUGGCAGAAGCCAGGGUGGUUAUGACCGCUACUCAGGAGGGAAUUACAGAGACAAUUAUGACAACUGAGAUGAGGCCUGCACACAAUGUAGAUACACAAGGAAUAACACUUCUGAUCCAGGAUCGUCCUUCCAAAUUGCUGUAUUUAUAAAUGGAGCUGCGCUGAAACAUCUGUUUUAGUACAUCAAGUUCUAUUUUUGAAUUGAGCUCCCAAGGUAGCUUGUUAAAGACCUUUUAGAAAGCUCCAUGUGUUCUUGAAAACGUUUUUUUCCCAUUGAAAGACAAAUUCUGAGACAUUUGCAGAGUCCCAAUAUUUAUCCUUUUACCAGAAUUUUUGUUGGGUUCUCAGGAUUAUUAUGUCUGGAAAAAAAGUGUGGCCAGACUGGUGUUUUUUUUUAAUUAACAUGUAUCUAGAGACAUUUUUAAAACUUGUACACGAUGUUUAUUAUGGCCAGAAAGUAAUUUCUGAAUGUACCUAUAAGCAAUCUGUAUCCAGAAAAUUACUUACAGAUGUUUUCUAUUCAAGAUCACCACCCGGGUUAUAUAGAAGAACUUUAAAAUGUUUGUGAAUGUCAUUUUUUUAAUACUGGAAGAAAAAAUAUUCUGUUGUGUCUCAUGUAGUGUUUAGGAUGUCCUUCACGGAGCUAAUUAAAAAGAUGAAACCUGAAUACAAA